Molecule: messenger RNA, 1145 nt
Organism: Aedes albopictus (Asian tiger mosquito)
Lineage: Eukaryota; Metazoa; Arthropoda; Insecta; Diptera; Culicidae
Product: seminal metalloprotease 1
Exons: 3
Coding region: 113-889 (258 amino acids)
Biological process (GO): proteolysis
Molecular function (GO): zinc ion binding; metalloendopeptidase activity
Source: RefSeq, a predicted model, not a curated record
AUGAAUAAUGUCAGAUUUUCCUUGCCUUUUUCAAUUCGCUAUGAUUGAGAGAUUUCUGUAUUGGCUGUUAUCGACGAAUUAGCUGCAUCAGUUAUAUUGAAGUAUCCGUAGAAUGAAGCACAUCGAAACAAUACUUGUACUGUGUGCUUUGUUCAUCACCCCCAUCCUAUCGCAAGAUGAAGUCAAUGCAGAGGAGAUUGGCAAUCAUUUCGAGGGGGACAUGAUCCUCAAUCCCGAGCAACUAAUGGCCGUGAAGGAGGAAUCACGGAACGUUUUGAUUGCAUCGAAAUACAAAUGGCCUCACAAUACUGUUCACUAUCGAAUAGAUAUUGAAAAGUUUGAUCCUUCCCAAAUCGAAUACAUUCGCAAAGCUAUGGACACGAUCGAAUCGGUCUCUUGCAUUAAAUUCGUGGAAGCCGGUCAGAUGGCGAAGAAGUAUGUUAACAUAGUGUUUGAGAAGCCAGGAUGCUAUGCGAUUCUAGGAUAUCAAGCAAAGCCGCAAAGGUUGAAUCUAACACCGGCCAGAGUGGGAUUUAAGUGCUUCCGAAUAGGAACGAUCAUGCAUGAGCUGUUGCAUGCACUGGGAUUCGUCCAUCAACAAAGCGCUGCAGACCGAGAUAAAUACGUGAAAAUUUUGUGGAAAAAUAUCGAACCCGAACGCAAACACAACUUUAAGAAGUACAAGUACAGUGAAGUGUCCGACUUCAACGUGAAGUACGAUUACGGUAGCGUUAUGCAUUACCCCGAGAAGUCUUUCAGUAAGAACGGAGAACCUACGAUCUUACCGAAAGAACCGAACGUGACCAUCGGACAGCGUGAUAGACUAAGCGAAGGGGAUAUUUUGAAGCUUAAUCGAUUGUACAAAUGUAAGAAAAAGAAUAGUGGCUAGUGUUUAAGGUUAAUGCUCGAUGAAUAAGUUUGAAAAAUCAUGUCAAAUGAGUACAGUAGAUACUGAAAUAACAAGAAAUUACAGGAUGCACUGAUCUUGAAACAAGAAUAUUUCAUCAAUGGGCUACGCAACAUCAAAAGUAUCAAGUUUUUAGUGAACUGUGAAAAAUAUAGAAUCGCUAAUAAUAAAAAAAAAAACGUGGCGUUAAGAGAAAUAAUUUUUACAUCCUGUCUUAAUCAAAAGGGGCUUGUAAUAC